CUCCCCCGCCGAGCAUAUCCUUGUUGCAUUGAUUUUCAUGCUGGUGUGGUCCUACCUAUCUGACACCCAGGCUCGUUCUCGCUCGCGCACGACUCAGGUCCUACAAGAUCUUAGAAGAUUUGGGUAUCAAGAUUCAACCUAACCAAUUAGCAUGGUAAGUACUCCUGUCAAAGUUUGCACGAGCCAAACUAACAUUCAAAGCACGGUGUCAAAAGAGUCACCCUUUCAGAGGAGGCCAAACGAGCCAGACUCGCCAAAGAUCAGGCUAAGAUUGCCCAGUAUAAAUCUCUCACUGAUAACGUGUAUGAUUUAAGAGAUAGCAAGGAUUACUCCUUGGAAGCGUUGGACAUGACCACCCAAUUGUUGAUGAAGAAUCCCGAGUUUUACACCAUAUGGAAUUACCGUCGUGAGGUUCUUCUCCACAAUCAAGGCGACCGUUAUCAGCAGCUAUUGGAGGAUGACUUGAAGCUAUUGAUGGGACUAUUGAAGAGAUAUCCCAAAUGUUACUGGAUAUGGCACCACAGAAAAUGGUGUCUCCUCGAGUUAGUAAAAUUGGAGAAGGUAAGCUGGGCGUAUGAGUUUGCUGUGGUGUCAAAAUUGUUGGAGAUGGAUACAAGAAAUUAUCAUGGAUGGCAAUACCGCAGAUAUGUGGUAGGCAAUAUCGAGAACGAGCAAUCCUCCAAAUUAGAAUCCUCAGGAGCCCCCAAAUCUGAGGUAGACACCGCAUUGUUGGAGAUAAAUAUCAAGGAGUUUGAGUACACCACUGCCCAGAUCAACAAGAACAUAUCCAACUUCUCCGCCUGGCAUAAUAGAAGUAACCUCAUUCCUAAGAUCUUCAAACUUCUCAGAACAGGCGAUGGCUCGAAGUACCCUCAAACCCUUGAAUUGUUUCAAAGACCCUACACUCUUCUAAUGCAUGAGUUGAAGCUCGUGAAAACCGGAACAUAUGUGGACACCAACGACUCCUCGGUGUGGCUCUAUUUUUAUUGGCUUUUAACUGAGAAAUUGUUUGUUGAGGACCUCAGGAGUGGAGAAAAUGAAAUGUCAUAUUUGGAUGUUCUCGAUGAACAGUUAUUAAUGGUGGAAGAAUUGAAUAUGGUGGAGACUUUUGAAAGUGACAAUCAAACAGAAAACUGCUGGUGUCUCAAGACUAUUAUUUUAAUCAAGGGUUUGAUACAAAAAGAAAAAGAAGAGAACGACAACUUGUUGACUGAUGAUAUCAAAGAAUGCCUAAAAAAAUUGAUUGAACUUGAUCCCUUGAGGAAGGGGAAGUACUUAGAUCAACUAGCAGGCAAAGCAGCAAUUAUACCAGUCUAGCUUCCAACUCUACUGUCUACAAUAUUGUUAACCAUCUCUACUGUUCUCUUGCCUGUGCCUCUGCAGAUAGUUCUCAAUUUGGCUGUACCAAAAUUGUGACUUUCUGUACUGCUCUUCAAGGUUGAUUGUCCUACCUUUCCUCUAACUCUUUUGGGCUUGGAAUGAAAACGAAAAUUUUAACACGACAAUCCUAACUAGCUCAAACAUAUAUAGCAUUAUCAAUAAUUACAAGCACUCAUGUUCUACAAAUCAUUAUGAACUGUGCUUCGGCAACAUCGUAAUUUGAAACAUCGCAACGGANCACUCAUCUAUAAAGUUUUCCUUGGCUGGAAUUAAUCAGGGUAUUAACAUUCUAACCCACUGCAAGUUUCGAGCGGUCCAAAAGGUGCAGC
Suhomyces tanzawaensis NRRL Y-17324 is the source of this 1709-nucleotide messenger RNA. It is a transcript of the gene BET4, whose product is annotated as Rab geranylgeranyltransferase. The transcript has a single exon. Gene Ontology annotation, biological process: protein geranylgeranylation. The record is from RefSeq and is a predicted model, not a curated record. Gene Ontology annotation, cellular component: Rab-protein geranylgeranyltransferase complex; cytoplasm. Gene Ontology annotation, molecular function: Rab geranylgeranyltransferase activity. Lineage: Eukaryota; Fungi; Ascomycota; Pichiomycetes; Serinales; Debaryomycetaceae. The coding region runs from base 349 to 1317 and encodes 322 amino acids.